Malus domestica (apple) is the source of this 2053-nucleotide messenger RNA. RefSeq lists its product as uncharacterized. The record is from RefSeq and is a predicted model, not a curated record. Lineage: Eukaryota; Viridiplantae; Streptophyta; Magnoliopsida; Rosales; Rosaceae.
UUUCGGAGAAUGUUUGGGUUCUUGCUUCCACCCCAUUGCAGUUUUCCCAUUUUCUUUUCUUGAGACGGGUGUGGGGAUCGGAGGUGGGAACUUAAUCACAAUGGUCUUCGCCCUCGUUCUUUGACUCUUCCAUUCGAUUCAUUCCAUUUCCCCUUCCCAACUUUUUAUUCCCUUUUCCUUCUGGAAUUUCAUGCGUUUGUCCUCUCCCUCACGGACUGCAAAUUCCACGACCGUCCAAGAAAAUCCACACCUUCGUCGUCUUUCUCCUCCAGGCUAAUCGCAGAUUGGCUACACAGUUUCGAGUCUCUCCGCCAUUAAUGCGAGUUUCUUCUCACGUGUGUCUAUUUCUCUCGUUACGUGAAUAAACGGAGAAAGAAGAAUGAUUCCAAAUCCUUUUUGAUAAUCCUACAGUUUACCAUUUCUCCCUAAAGAAAUUCCGUUUCCGAUCAUUUAGAAAAACACCCGUUUGAAUAUCUGUUCGUAUUGGAUCGAGGUUUGGGGUCCGAUGGGUUGCGCAACCUCGAAGGAAAAGCGGUGCCGGCACUGCGAGAGCGCCUAUUCUCCGAUUUCCCGAAGCUACUCAAUGGACGUCCACCACCCGCCGCAGACCAAAGGUGACAGCUACCAUGUCGUCGCCCUCACCUCCUCCACCUUAGGCUCUAUCAAUCGCCCUGAAAACAGAGUAAUUGUUAACGGAUGCGAUGAUACCAACAAUAAGAAGGAGAACCUAAUCGGUUACGGUCGCGAAAAGGAUAAUGGACACGAGAACAAGGAAUUCUCAAUGGGAUUGAUCGAAGCCAAGACGUGGUCGAACAUGAUCGACGCGAAAAUCCCAAAAAUAAUGCCGAAAACACCCACCAGGACGCCGCCGGGCGAGCCGGAGACGAUCAAUACAUGGGAGUUAAUGGAAGGCCUCGAGGACAUAAGCCCUCUCCGGUCACCAGCUAAUCACCUCCGGAGCUUUUCGUUCCACGUUGUUCGGGACCCGUGUCCGAGGCCGAUUUCCCCUUCCGACAGCCCGAAAUCGAGGUUCCAAGAAAAUGGGAACUCCCCGCCUAAGCCGCAGCCCAUGUGGCUUCAAAUGUCGGAUGAAAAUGGUCAGGUGAAAUCCAAUUCUUUGAUUGCGGAUUUUGAUCCGGAUGUGAUAUCCGCGUUUAGGAAAUCAUUGUCGGAGAUCAAAUCAGAGGAAGAUCCUUCCGAUUUAGAGCAUUUGGUUGUCAGAAAGGAGCCGGCUUGGGCCUGCGAUGACGUGUUGGAGGCCCAGGACAAGAAGGACAGGGACAGAGUGGUGUUGUACUUCACGAGCCUCAGAGGGGUACGAAAGACGUACGAGGACUGUUGCCACGUUCGGGUGAUACUGAAGGGCAUAGGGGUCCGGGUGGACGAGCGGGACGUGUCGAUGCAUUCGGGGUUCAAGGAGGAGCUGAGGGAGCUUCUGAAGGAGGGGUACCAUGCGGCUGCAUUGCCCAGAGUGUUUGUGGGGAAUAAGUACAUUGGUGGAGCUGAUGAGAUUCGGCAAUUGCACGAAGACGGGAAGCUCGAAAAGUUGCUUCAAUAUUGUGAAAAACUGGAUGGCGGAGGUUGCGGCGGCGGCGGUGGCGGUGGAGUUUGUGAUGCUUGUGGGGAUAUAAGGUUUGUGCCAUGUGAAACAUGUUCAGGGAGCUGUAAAAUAUAUUACGAAGACAUUGAUCACGACGAAGAAGAAGAGGAGGAGGAGGAGGAGGAGGCGGAGGAGUGUGAAUCGGGGUUCCAACGCUGCCCGGAUUGUAAUGAGAACGGCCUAAUACGCUGCCCCAUAUGUUGCUAUUAGUCCUGAAUUCAGGUACUCAUUAGUUUUGACCAUUUUUGUGCUUAUUUUCCUUCCUUUAUUUUCGUGAGUUGUUUGUUGUACAGUAAAGAGUUUUGGUACAUUUGAUGAGAAAAGAAAAAAAAAACUUCAAUGGGAAAUAGUGGAAUAAUGUUUUAAGGAGAAGCAGGUUCCCUCAACCUAUAUGAGAAUUGUAACACUAUGUAUGAUCCUCUACAAGAAUGAAAUGCAUAAUAUUAUCAGAUA